Aspergillus pseudotamarii is the source of this 1482-nucleotide messenger RNA. Its product is annotated as PP2C family serine/threonine-protein phosphatase. The transcript has a single exon. Gene Ontology annotation, molecular function: protein serine/threonine phosphatase activity. Lineage: Eukaryota; Fungi; Ascomycota; Eurotiomycetes; Eurotiales; Aspergillaceae. Gene Ontology annotation, biological process: protein dephosphorylation. The record is from RefSeq and is a predicted model, not a curated record. Bases 239 to 1312 code for a protein of 357 amino acids.
CGCGAUUAGUGCACCAGGCUUUUGGUUGUUGACAUCCGUACGCGACGAUGUGCCUCGUCUUGAGGCUCCACCAACCGGACACUUAGUGGCCGAGCUGGGUCCUUCCAAAGAUGAAGUAACGCGUAUCAUAUCUCAAGAUGCAUAUUCAUUUCCAGUCAGGAGUGUUGCUGGAGUGAACAGAUACGAUGGCACACAGCUGGAGUCCAAUAGCCUGUGCGAGGACCGGUUCGCCCAUGGUAUGUUCCCGUCCCCGUUGAAUGAUGGCACUCAAUGGAUGGCCUGGGCGGUUUUCGACGGACAUGCUGGCUGGCAAACGGCAGAGCUCUUGAAAGAUCAACUCUUGCCGUUUGUGCGACAUAGUCUGAGCCAAGUUAAGUCGGCAUCCUCCGGUCAAGAAUCCAUACCCGACGAGGUGCUUCACCACGCGAUCACGAAGGCGUUUGUAGACCUGGAUGAUUCGAUUAUAAAGACAGCCAUGCAAACUGUCCAGAGUAGUGAACCGCUCCAGGACAAGCUGAAGAAGCUGGCUCCUGCUUACGCUGGUUCAUGCGCUCUACUCUCUAUGUAUGACUCGGUCACAAGCUCAUUGCACGUGGCGUGUACUGGAGAUUCCAGAGCGGUUUUGGGACAACAAAGGCCAGAUGGCAAAUGGGAGGCAAUCCCUUUGUCAGUCGACCAGACUGGCAGCAACGAAAAUGAGGUUGCGCGGAUCAACCAGGAGCACCCGGGCGAAGAGAACAUAGCGAAAAAUGGACGGAUUCUAGGGAUGAUGGUCUCGCGAGCUUUUGGCGAUAGUCGGUGGAAGUGGCCUUUGGACCUACAGCAGGACCUGAAGGAAAGGUUUGGGGGCCCAUCACCCCUGACGCCCAGGUACGACGUUCGCACACCACCAUAUCUGACUGCGGAGCCUGUUGUGACAACUACGAAGAUUGAUCCGAGUAAACCUUCGUUUGUCAUACUGGCUACGGACGGCAUGUGGGAUACGCUCUCCAAUCAGCAUGCUGUAAAUCUAGUGGGUAAAUGGCUGAAUGCACAAAUCCAUGGGCAUCCAAAUAGCGAACCGAAAGCAGAGUAUAAACGUGUCGACUUCGGUGACCUUGGGAACGGUGUGAACUGGGAAUUUGAGGAGGCGAGAACGACAAUCCAAGAUGAUAACGUUGCCGUGCACCUGGUGCGCAAUUCCCUCGGGGGAAACCACCACGAGCUCAUAGCAGGCCGUCUCGCUCUGGGUUCUCCCUUCUCCCGCAGUAUACGAGAUGAUAUGACCGUGCAAGUGGUUUUCUUUAAUUGCCCACGUCUACCACCAAAGUAGGCCACAGUAAAGGAAUGCAUGAUGGCUUAUCUUCAUCGAUGUUUGUUUACUCCCGAGUAUAUUUCGGUGGCUCACUCACCUGAGGCGGCUACUACAACCAGUCAUGAUGUUAUCUCGGGAACGACCUCGAACGGGGUGAAUCCAAGUGUCGUGCCUGAUGUGACCUUGAA